GUCAUACCUGGGACUAGAGUCAGAACUGACAUGGCGUGUUUAAACUAACAGCAUUUCACAUGUGGGAGGCAGGUUUCUAUGCCUGUAUACCUCUUCACAUUCAUCUCUAGGGGCGUCUCUGCUCUCCAACAUUUCACAAAACUGCUCCACAUUGACGGACUCCUCUCCCCGGUUCAGCCGGUCCUCCAGCCACCGCACCAGGACACCCUCAUUUCCAGCGAGGACCGACUCCUGAAUAGCCACUCCUGAGUCACUAAUACGAGCCGCCGCCUCCCUAAGUUUCACUUGCUCUAGCAGCACCCCGGGGCUAGGUGGUCCACCCGUGGGCACUGGCAGGUUAUUCGAUCCCCUUCCGCUUCUCCCAGAACCGGAGCCUCCUCCGCCUCCAACGCCGACGCCAGUGGCCGCAGAGGCCGGACUGUCUUCCGCGAACCCUGGGCUCUCCGUUUCUAUGUCCUCCUCGUCACCGCUGCCACCCCCGCAGCCGCUCUCCGCGUUCCCCAUGUUUGUUUCACCGUCCAACGGCUCCCCCGAAAAUCUCUGCGGCCCACUGGGUAUCAAUUUUGAGAACCGGUCUGUGUACAGACCUCUCUCUAACCUACAGCUAGGGCUCCGCCGUUCACUACUACCGCAUUGACGUACUGUACGUCAGUUUGCCUGAAACGUCCCUUGCGUAAUGAUUAUGCGCAUGCGCUAUUCGAGAUUCCGCUCAACGAACAUUGAGGGGGAGUUCGGCUCUUUUUAAUGAAUUUGAUCAUUUGGCUCUGCUCAACAACACGAGCCGCAGGCCAAACGGUGUUUUAUUUAGAUAGUAGAGCAUUUUGAUAGUUAAAAACGGUCACAUUUAGCAGGGUUUUUACCUCUAGUAAGUUUACACAUCAUGUUAAGCUGCAUAAUCUAAUUCAGUUAUAUUGUUUUUGUCUCUUUAAUACUACUUCAAUGUCAGUUUGUCUGCUAAAACUUUUACAGACAUUAUCAACACUUGCAAUUUUAACAUGAAAUGAUUAUUAUCUCGUUAGCUUCCAGACAUUAGGUGGAAGAACCCUUAUCAGUCCUGCAUUAAAAUUGUAGCUAAAGUGUCAAGAAUAAUAAUCCUAGUCCUAGAUAAAAGGUAAAUAACACAAUUUAGAUAUAAUUUUAACAAAAAAAAUAUGAAUAUAAGUAUAUGAAAGAAAUUGCUCUGUGCAAGGUGGAGACUUGUCAGCAGAUAUUUUAAAUGACCAAUUUUAAAUGACCAAUCUGUGCCACCCACCCCCAACCAAAAAAAAAAAAAAAAAAAAAAAGACAUGGAAAAAUAAUCAAAAUGAACAUUUAAUUUCACGACACUAUCUGUCUUCGGAAUCUGGCUUCCCCUGUUCAAACAAGGGAGUCGGAUUUUGCAACUGAUCGUACGCGAUCAACACAUCACCAUCACGGAAGCACCUGCAUUGUUACCAUGGAUUUACUGUGGUUGUUUUGUGGUUUUCAAUGAGAAGAAAUUAAAUGUAAUGCAAAUUAAUGAUGUACCAACCCAUUUGACUGAACAGAAUGCUCAACUAUGUGUUUAUCGUGAUUUUAUCAGUAGCAGUGUUGUUUCUACCUUGGGAUUGGCUUUUCGAUUCGGUAAAUAAAUCAAAUCAUGGGGGUCCUGUGCGGCUCCUGAGCAAGCGUGAGUUAUCUCUGUACGACGGGGAGGAAGGCAGCAAGGGUCUUUAUCUUGCUGUACUGGGACGCGUUUUUGAUGUGCAUACAGGACACAAGCACUAUGGACCUGGUGGGGCUUAUCACUGCAUGGCAGGUGAUUCCUGUCCUCCUCUACAGAGUCUAUUUUGUGUUAAUGUUUAGCUACACUUGAGCUUUCAGUAUUAAACCACUCAGAGAUAUGCUGAUGUUCAAUCAUUGUCUUCUACUGCUUAGCCCAAAAAGCCUCCACACACCUUAAAAGCCCAUUCCGGUCUAUUUAUAGCCCAUUAACAGCUUAAGUAGAUUACUGCUCUGUGCCUUAUAAACUGUUUGUGUUUGUGUCCUCAGGUAAAGAUGCCUCACUGGCCUACAUUACUGGGGACUUCACAGACAGUGGUCUGACAGAUGAUGUGUCCAGUUUGUCCCCACCGCAGAUGAUGGCCCUGUAUGACUGGUUGGCUUUCUACCAGAGGGAAUAUCAAGCCAUAGGUAUGUGUUUUUACCCUUAAAUAUUUUACUGUAAUUCUAACUACUGUGCUUUUAAAUGUUAGACAAAAUCUGCCAGAAGUUGCCUUUAAAAAACUUAGUUAAUAGGCUUUGUCUAUACACAACUGGCAUAAAUAACAUUAGAGAAAGCAAGAGAGAGAUACACGCAAUCACACAUAUGCACACAGAGAGACAUAAUCAUAAAUACAUAAACAAAGAAACAUACAAACAAAUAAAUGAAUAAUAGUAGAAACAAUUUAUUGAAAGGUAAACUUCCAUAAUUCUUGCACUAAGUUCGAUGAUUUUUGCCUAUAUCUCGUGAAAUCUAGGACCUCGAUUCCCAAAUCUUCCCAUCUGAAUAGAGGAUUUUGGACCACUGAACAGAAGCUUGAUAAAUCCAUCUAUUCAUGUCGAUAAUUAAAAACGUUUUUCUUGAUCUAUUGAGCCACAAGUUGUGGAAUAUUUUGAAUAAGAACAUAGUAUGUCCUCCUUUCCUGUGACUUCUGCCUCUUCUUUGUAAUACUGUAGGUCUGGUGAUUGGACGAUUCUACAGUGAGACCGGGCAGCCCACAGAGGCCUUGGUGCAGACAGAACAAUCUCUAGCAGACGGCCAGAAAAUGAAGGCCCAGGCUGAGGCUGAGAAAGUUCGAUUUCCACGCUGUAACUCAGAGUGGAGCUCUGCCAGUGGAGGGAGAGUCUGGUGUUCCACUAAGAGGUAUGGAAAUUGAUCUGAUCUAAUUAAAUAUUAACAUUACAGUGUAUGCUUUCCUGAGAUGUAGGAGGGUUACACAAACAGACUUAUGUUUUGAUAAAAAUUUACUUGAACUAAUUGAAUUUUUCUCUCUAGCGGUGGAGUGGAAAGAAGCUGGACUGGUGUUCCACGGAAACUUUUCUCUGCAGGCUCCACUGGUGUUCAGUGUGUGUGUGUUGAAGACCCCUCUGCAGCAGAGGGCGAUCCGAACCUGAAGAGAUAUGAAGGCUGUCCUUCUCAUGCCGAGUCAUGCUCUGUUACAGACCAGUAGGCUCUGCGUCCAGCUCAGAAAGAGAUCUAUGAAAAGACUGAUUUUUUAGAAAUACAAAUCUCAGGGAAGACCAGUGAACAACUUGUGCACAAUACAAAUAAAGAAAAGUUCAGUAA
Xyrichtys novacula (pearly razorfish) is the source of this 3286-nucleotide messenger RNA. Lineage: Eukaryota; Metazoa; Chordata; Actinopteri; Labriformes; Labridae. The record is from the annotation of a GenBank genome assembly.